Messenger RNA from Prorocentrum cordatum, 1559 nucleotides. Lineage: Eukaryota; Dinophyceae; Prorocentrales; Prorocentraceae. The record is from the annotation of a GenBank genome assembly.
UUCAAGAUUAGAAGAAAAUCUACUGCGAAGUUCUCUGCUUCGAUGCUGGGCACUCUUACGCGUGAAAGGAGCUCUACGAGGUUCCCGGCGGUGACCAGGUUGUCGCUGUUCCUCCUCGGGGAUCUCAGCGGUGGCCUGGCCCGUCGGGGGCCUCCUCAAGCCUGUCUCCUCAGGCUGCCCCCUGGGCGGCCGUGUGCGCGCGGGCGGGCCGUGCGAUGGCGGCUUGAGCACCUCUUGUCUCUGCAGUGGGUGGAGUCAGAUUUGUUGUGUGAGUACCCCUUGCUGUGUGGUGCCAUGACAACGCAAUUUUGUACCUCGUCGACUUCUACUUUGUAUGCCAUCUCCUAUCCCGUUUCUUCUUCCCCAUCCUCGUCGUGGCGGCGGAGAGCGAGAAGGCUGAGACUCGCCAUGUUUCGACAAGCCCUCUUUGACAUCCAUACUCUGCAGUGCGUUCCAGUGGGGAUGCAGUCUCCAGAGGUGGUGCAGUCUCCAGCCGUGGUGCAAUUUCCAGAGAUCCGUGUGCUAGAGGCUCUGGGUGUGAUGACUGAGUCUUUCGACGGAGUCGCUAAACCCGAUGGGCCAACUGAUCGUGGGAAAGCUUUCUCGUCCUAUUCUGUUGCUUGUUCUCGAGAUCCGGUGCAGUCUCCAGAUGGUGUGCUGGGUUCUGUUUCUUUUCUUCCUGGUGUUCAGAAUGAGGAGUUGCAGGGCGAGGAGUUGCAGAAUGAGGAUUUGCAGAGUGAGGAGGUGCUGAAUGAGCAGUUGCAUUUUUCUCAGCAUACUGUUUCUUUUGAUUCCAGCUCUGAAGUUUGCCACGCCUCAUCUCCGGACGCUCCGUCGGAUUGUCUUGGGAAGGCUGGGCAGGAAGAUCUUAAGGUGUGGAAGGAGGUGGAGGAGUCUCCUGAUGCGGUGCAGCCUCGAGAUGUGCUACAGUCUUCGGAGGGUGUGCUGCAGUCGAUACUGGUUUCUGUCUCUAUUGACCCUGCGGUUCUGAAUGAAGAUUGGCAGGAAAAUCUUAAGAAGGUGAUGGGCGAUGAGGUCGAGCAUGCUCAGCCUGUUUCUGCGGUUGACUGGAGCUCUUCAGUAACUAACAACAACAAAAACUCGGAAGUGGUUUCUGUUUCUGUUGAUCCAGGUGUUCUGAGAGAGGAGUUGCAUGAUGAGGAGUUGCAGGGUGAGGAGUUGCAGAAUGAGGAGUUGCGGAAUGAGCAGUUGCAUGGUUCUCAUUAUAAAGAUUCUAUGACUUCACACCCUGGGAGUUCAACGACUGGGAGUUUAUCUAAUGCAGUUGUGAGUUCAGCAGUGACGGAGGACGAGUGUCAAGCUGCCAGGGACUGGGCCCUUGCCGGUGUCGAUGUCAGUGCUCUUUGGCGUGAGCUACACCGACACCCGAGACAGGAGUUUCAGCGUAGGACUGAGGCUCUUCAUGCAUACAGGCUGCAAUUGGGAAUUGAAAGUUCCGAGGAGGAUGAUUCGCAACAAGGGGGUCCUAAGAGUUCUACUUCCACGAGUGCAUUGACGCGGAGCGGCAAGAAGCAUCGGAAACGGCACAGAUGAUGCAC